Molecule: messenger RNA, 2831 nt
Organism: Ceratosolen solmsi marchali
Lineage: Eukaryota; Metazoa; Arthropoda; Insecta; Hymenoptera; Agaonidae
Gene: Fmr1
Product: synaptic functional regulator FMR1
Exons: 14
Coding region: 654-2555 (633 amino acids)
Biological process (GO): positive regulation of long-term neuronal synaptic plasticity; regulation of translation at presynapse, modulating synaptic transmission; regulation of mRNA stability
Cellular component (GO): cytoplasmic stress granule; nucleus; neuron projection
Molecular function (GO): mRNA 3'-UTR binding; translation regulator activity
Source: RefSeq, a predicted model, not a curated record
UGAAAAAUGUCAAUUAAACUCGCGACCAUCGUAAUAAGCCACUUCCAAUUAAACGUAUUGUCAUUGUUUUUUUGUUUUUUUUUGUUUUUAUUUUGUUUCUCGUUAUUAUACCUUCGCUACAUAGAGGCUUGCAGCCCGAUCGAGAGGGAAAUCGAGCCUUGUGGAACUUAGACGCCGAGCUUCGAUGUGUGCCGAGGAGCGGGACACGAAAAACGAUAAACGCAUGGGCGAGAGUUUUUUUGAUAAAUAAGGGUGUAUUAGAGGAAAAGAAGAAACGAGUCGGCCCUGGACAGCGGUAAAGCGGUAACUGCUUCCGGGUGUAAUCGGCCCGCGGUUCCUCUACGAGAGGGCGAACGGUAUCGGGCGCCGCUGCUGCCUCUCGGCGUGACAAUCCAGCAAUCGUCGGCGACGGCAGCGCGUGUUUGGUGGUGGCCGCUCCCGGAGGCUGCUACUCACGGGAUCCCUCCUCCUCCUCCUGCCAAGCGAACUCGCGAUUAUUCCUACGCGCUGGGACUUUGGCUAUAGUGCCGACACUGCCGACAUCGUCGCUCGCUCGUCGCAGCACAUAGCCAGCAGCAGCAGCAGCAGCGACUCCGCGCGCGCAGGGGAGUCGAGCCGUGUGUCGUCGUCAGCCCGUCACAUACAAAAGCAAGAUGGAGGAUCUCGCAGUUGAAGUAUGCGGCGAAAACGGAGCGUAUUACAAGGCUUUUGUCAGGGAUGUAUUUGACGAGGAAGUUCUUGUUGCUUUUGAAAAUGACUGGCAGCCGGAGUCCAAGUUUAAUUUUUCUAAAGUUCGUCUACCUCCAAAGGAAGGUCAAAAGCACGAGUUUCAAGAAAAUCAAGAAAUUGAAGUAUUUUCUCGUGCCAAUGAUCAGGAGGCGAGCGGCUGGUGGAAAGCUGUUAUUAACAUGACGAAAGGUGGUUUUCAAGUAAUUGAAUAUCUUGGAUGGGAUUGUGCUUAUACUGAAAUUGUUGCCAGUGAACGAUUAAGACCAAAAAAUCCAAAUCCUCCCAUUGACAAAAAUACAUUUUAUAAGAUCGAAAUAGAAGUACCUGAAGAUCUACGAGAAUUUGCAAAAAUGGAUAAUGCACACAAGGAAUUUCAGAAGGUAAUAGGGGCAGCAUUAUGUCGAUACGUGCCUGAACGGGGAGUACUGCUGGCCAUCUCCCGUCAUGAGAAAAUACGUCGACAUUGUAGUAUGCUUCAAGAAAUGCAUUUUCGUAAUUUGUCACAAAAGGUUCUUCUUCUAAAAAGGACAGAAGAAGCAGCCCGCCAGUUGGAGUCGACCAAACUUCAAACGGUAUCAGUCAAAUUUAGAUCUUCAAACUUUGUAUACCAACGUGUCUCAGACUUUGAGACAGGAGUGAGAACAAAUUCAAGGUAUUCGGAUGAAUUCAAUGUUAGGGAAGAUUUAAUGGGUCUUGCUAUUGGUGCUCAUGGAGUGAAUAUUCAGCAGGCAAGAAAAGUGGUUGGAAUCACCAACAUUGAAUUAGAAGAGAAUUCUUGUAUUUUCAAAAUUUAUGGAGAGACAUCCGAAGCUGUAAAAAAGGCUCGUUCGUUACUCGAAUACAGUGAAGAAUCAAUACAAGUCCCACGUAUUCUUGUAGGUAAAGUUAUUGGUAAAAACGGUAGAAUUAUCCAGGAAAUAGUGGAUAAAAGUGGUGUCGUAAGAGUAAAAAUUGAAGGCGAUAACGAACCUCAGCCGACUAUUCCAAGGGAAGAAGGACAGGUACCUUUCGUUUUCGUAGGUACUGUUGAAAGUAUUUCAAAUGCCAAAGUUCUAUUGGAAUAUCAUUUAGCUCAUCUUAAGGAAGUUGAGAUAUUACGGCAGGAAAAACUGGAAAUUGAUCUACAGUUGAGAACCUAUCAUGGAUUAAAUGUAGCGCCGAUGCAUAAUUUCCAACCUGCUAGGCGAGGUAUGCCAAUGGGACCCGAAGAAAAUAGCGGCAGUCGGGGCGGUCGUGGCGGUCAAUCAAGAGGACGGGGCAGAGGUAGAGCUCCUGCGCGACAUAACAGUGGUUUACGUCGAGACACCAUGGAUAACAAUGAAGAUCGCAUACGUGAUUUACCACCAAGGGGUGGGCACCAGGGAGGACAAGGUGGUUCUGGCGGCCCUGCCGGAUAUGGCAACAGACAGGGUGGAGGAGGUCGGCCUUCUACGCAACGCCGGGAUCGCAGGGACGAUCGCCGUCGAACUACGGAUGAUGAAGAUACGGUUCUCGACAGUCAAGAUGUUUCAAGUAUCGACAGAGAGUCGGUAUCGAGCAUGGAAGGUGGCACCAGAGGAUCGAAAAGACGCUUACGACGCUAUCGUCAGCGCAGCAGUACACCAUCCAAUAGUCGACGAGGUAGCAGUGCAGGACAAGUUGAUCAGUCAGGCGGUCCGAAUACUGUGAACAAAGAUGGAGCGCCGUCAAAUAACGACAUCUCGACUUCGACAAACAACAGUAAUCAGCAAGGCCCUAAGGGUCAGCGAGAGCAGAGAUCUCGUUUUUCACGCGUACCGCAAAAUAGCAAACCCAAGGAGGCUAUGGUCAACGGUACGAGUGGCUAAGAUCGACGGUGUCAUCGCGAUGGCAAACGGCGAACACCCCCCAAGACGAACUGAUGGAAGAGAGCGAUCGUUUACAAGGGACAGAUACAUAUGGGCGAGAACAUAGAAUUUUUUUAAGUGCGAUGACGGGAAAGAGAGAAAAACAAAUGAUGAAAGGCAAAGGUAAAGCAAAGGCGUUGUGGAAUGAAAGUUGAUGCUAAAUGAAAGAGUUACAGAAGUAAAUACAAAAGAUUAAGAUGAAUGAACUGCCCGUGACAUAAUAUGUAUAUAUAUGUA